AAAAACAACUUAAAGUCCAAGAUGAACAAACAAAAUAACUGAUCCAGGAGGAAACAGAUGAUGCAAGGAAUAAUACAAAAGCACUUUUUAAAAUGCUAAUUGAUAGUCUCAGGGACAUCCAAGAGGAUAUUGCAGCAAUAAAAACCAGAACAGAGUCAGUGGGCUGGGCUCCCACUGAGGUGCAGGGGCCGGGGCUGCGUCGCGGGGCAGUCACCUAUGGGACUUUCCAAAAGCAAACACAAACUCCGGAAAGGUGAGGACCCAACGUCGGGGCGCACCUGUUCAAUCCCAGAGGCUACGGAAAGGCCGGUGGACAGGCCUUCACAAGAGUCUGAGGAGCCUCUAGACACCGAGCCUGCAGAGAGCUUCCAUGAGAAGAAAGGGGCAGCUAAGUGGCAGUGGCCUUCAUCUGAAGUGGAAGAGAAACCUGAUGUAACUUCAGAAAAGAAGAAGUUGGCCAUCCCCCAGAUCGUCAUCACCACAGCCUCAAAAGAGACUCUGAUCAGCUCUGGCUCCACAGGAAUGGAGGAGCGGAGGUCCAUUCGGGAAAGGGCUGAACCGGGCCCGUUCUACCGACACAGGAACCCCAGUACAGUAGACGCCUAUAAUUCACAGACCACAGAGUAAACAGGCACCCCAGUAGCUGCAGUCACUCCCUGUGCUCUGAGUCUCAGGGGUGAUGGCAAAGGGCUGCCCUAUCCUGUGGAAAGCUGCAGGUGCCCCUUCAGUAAAC
Mesoplodon densirostris (Blainville's beaked whale) is the source of this 733-nucleotide messenger RNA. RefSeq names its product spermatogenesis-associated protein 33-like. Lineage: Eukaryota; Metazoa; Chordata; Mammalia; Artiodactyla; Ziphiidae. Gene Ontology annotation, cellular component: nucleus; cytoplasm. The coding region runs from base 217 to 627 and encodes 136 amino acids. The record is from RefSeq and is a predicted model, not a curated record. The transcript has a single exon.